GUCACUAAACGUAGCAAAAAAUCCUCAUGUUCUUGUGUACGAAGUGCCAUAUCCCCUCUCCAUGCUCCGUGAAAAUAUGGUCUUUGGACGCCAGAGUGAACAGGUUUUGGCAGUUCCAGCGCAGUCAAUAGAUUUUUGUUUUUGUUCUUAAACCAAUUAAAUAAAGGAGCGGUUUAAUAAUUUAACACUUCUUACGUUGCGGUUAAUCGUUAAUGCUCGGGAAACUUUUGAGUAACGGCCUGAAUCACGAGUCCACUAACUGGUCAUGAAUUGUUGCUAUGAAAUUGAGUUGGGCUGCUACGAACGCAGCUCUACGUGACGACUGACGUCUCGCUUCUUUUUUCGUAUCAUUUUGCAAGGUUUUUUCAUCAUAGAGAAAGCAGGCCACAGACACAAGAAGUUUUAGGAUUCUCGCUACAGGGAGAGAACAUUUCGAAAUGGAUGGUCUAUGCGAGCUGACAUCGCGGAUCCAUCAACGCAAACCAUCUUACGACAUACCAGAACCGGACUAUGACACAGGCGAUGAGGUUAAUUUAAGCAGCAAUCGCAACAGAUAUCCUGCCACCGUUACAACGAUGGGGAGCAACGAAAAUGUCGAUUAUGAUUCAGAUGAGAAUCAUGGAUCUUUGAGCCCCCAACAAAUUCGAGCAAUGAUGUCUAAAGAGCAAAAAGAGUUACAAAGAGACCUAAAAAUAAUGCAGAAAAGGGGAAUGGAUUUUCAGGCAAAAAGACCUGAAUUUAAGGCAAAACAUCACGAGAUAAUGGCCAAAGGACAGCAACGCAAAGAGUCAAAGGAAGUAGCGGAGAGUGAACUCAGCACAAAACUAAAGUCAAGAUCAGAAAAAAUAGAACAGGCUGAAAAGGCAAAGAAAAUAGAAGAUGACAGACCUGAAUUUUUAAAAGUAAAUUUGAAGAAAGGGAAAGGGAAUCCCAAUGUUCAAUGAACAUACAGUUUUAUGUAGAAUAGCAAAUGUUCAUGUACUUUGCUCCAAGGAUAAUAAUUUUUGUAAAAUAUGGGAUGUUCCAAGUCAAAUGGAGCUUAGUUCAUAGCCUUUGAAUUACCCUCCAGAAACUAUCAUCGACCAUUAAGAUUACCCUCCAGAAUCUGUCACAUCUGAGUUAUUGUUUAUUUGCAGGACUUUGUUGAAGUAUAAUACCAAAUCAUUUGGUAUGUUAAAAUCUACUAGAUAUCAUUCCUGCAUGAGACAUUCACUAGUGAAUGGUAGCAGUAAGGUUUUAUUUUUAGCAAAGCAGGACAUUUUCAAUAUGCUAAUUUGGGGGGGGGGGAAUUACCUUUCUAUCCAAAGUGGAAUUAAUUUAUUUUUCUAAGAGAAUAGGUUAUUGCCUCCUUUUUAUUAGAGGAAAUGGCUUGUUUCUCCAGCUGAUAUGGUUAAUAGGAAACAGACUUUAAAAAGGUCAGCAUAAAUUAAGUCCCAUACCCAUAUCGUUCAUUAUGUUUAAGUAAAUCUUUCUAAUUUAGAUGGUCUUAUUGCGUUGGUAAACUUCUUGCCAGAUUCUAGAAAUGAAUUACAAUGCAGAUCUGGUGACAAUUGCUACUUGUUCAUACAUAGUUUAAGGAUUGUUUUGGCCCUAUUUGUAAAAUGAUGCCUUUGAAAAUGUAAAAGCCCCUUCUAGAAUUAAUUGGUUCCAGUUCUGCAUUUCUGUUCAAUACCUAUUGCUACUUCAAGGACAUAAGACUUUAUCAGCAAAUUUCAUUUGUCUCUCUUGGAAUGAGUCAAAGGAGCUGGUAAUUGGUGUUAGGUGCCCAGACACCAGAUUUUUGCAGCCCUCUAGGGUGACCCUUAUUUGUAACAAGCCAUUUUCCAUUUUUCAAUAUUUAACAAAUUUGGUCUGCACUUUCCAAAUAAUUUCUAACCCAUUUUUUUACAAAUCGGUAUUGAGGCCUUUUACACCCACUUUAUGUUGCAAAAGUUAAAAGUCCCCUUGUAGCAAUUGGUAAUGAAAAUUUAGUUACUAAAAUGACAUCAAUCCAUAGAGAUCCAUGUCUUGUAUGACACCCAGUACUUACUCUUUCCCGUCCCCUUAAUAGCAACUAUAGUAGGCAAAUAUCUGUGGAUUGUUGUCUAAAUGUAUUUGAGGGAUGAAUAAUUUUAAAUGCAUAAUUGUAUUACAAUUUUUCUAAGCAAAGGAAUUCAAUUGUAACUUAAUCGUUUUUGUAUUUAGUAUUCAGAUGCAGACUUCUGUUUUUUUCAUUUACAAUUGAAAUUAAGCCUUACAACAAAAUCUGGUGCAACCAGUGUUGCUGCAGAGGGGUGGGGGUGCUCAGCCACUUUUUUAACAAUUAAAAGAUUUUUUAAGGUGGCUUAGCCCCCCCCCCCCCUUAAAAAGCUAGUUGAUGUUUGGUUGGGCAAAUUCCUUACUUUGCAAUGUGAAUUAACCCUUUAUUAUGCUACUGAUUUUCAUGAAGCAUAAAUCCAUGAGGAAUUUUUAUAAGCCGUAAAAAGUUUCAGUAAACUGUUUGAGUAUUUUCAUAUGCAAAACAGGGUGUGAAGACAGAUCAUUAAAACAGUAUUGAAACCCCAGCCUUGAAAAUUUCUUGGAAGUAACUGCCCCUUGGCCAAGACCGCUAUGCACGGCUAUGUCUACAACAUUAGUAUUUACGAUGUAUUGAUGUAUUGAUCGUUUGAAUUUUUUAAUGGUACCCAGUUUAGUAGUUACCAACGGAGAUGCAGUUGUCUUGUCUGUAGAAUCUUCCUCUGAAAAUUCCCUAGCCAAGGAAUAUUAUGCAUCAACCCUUAUUUUCAUGACCAUUCCAUGAAUCACUCUGAAAAUUGUACAUAGUUAUCUUGUUUAUCAUACCUCUCGCGCCUUGUGGUGACAAUGCUCUUCGUAAAUAUUUCACCCGAAAAUCCGAAAAUCAUACAUUUCUGCCAUACAAACUGGAAAACCGACCCAAUUAACGCCAAAAACCGUUCACCGUGGCAAUAUUUAAAACCACAAAACCGAUAGAUUUUAAGGCAGAAACCGAAAAACCGAGUCAAAAUACGGGCAAAACCCCGUAACAGUAAAACCGAAACACCCCCUCCUGAAACUGGCACUCCAUGGGGAGUAAACAAGCGGAAAAGAUUUGUGAUAUUUUCCUGGUUUUGAAUUACAUGAAGUACUUCAGUUUUCCAACCUGUGUUUCCAGCGGCUCCGAUGUCACAUGGCCGUGAACUCACGACUCAGUUUGAAGAAAAUUAUCGACUAGUUAUUGCUGUUUGGUAGCACAAAUUUGUAGCGAAAAUGUUUUCUGCUGUGGCAAAUACCGUUUCUCGGUCGUCAGCAUGCGGCACAUCUUCACGUUACAUUUCUGCAUCAAGACGAAUAUGUGGGUGCCUAGGCCCCUCACGUUUCAACGCGAGACUCAGGAGAGACUUCAGUGCUGUUACAGAGAUAAAGCACGCAAGUAGUUUAACGAAAUCUGAAUGGAACAAGUCUGUUAUUAGCAGAAGAUGGGAUAGAAUCGCAAAUCAGUGGACCAGGUUAGCAACUAGAAGUAUGAGCUCAAGCAACGAGGAGAUUCUUGAGGAGGAAAAAGACCAGGAAAGCGGAAGUGUUCAUGUCAUUACUGAUAAAGAGACUAUCCAAGGCCCUUUCGAUAAACACCAGUUUCAAGCGGAAACUCGCCAACUGCUCGAUAUAGUUGCAAGGUCACUUUAUUCAGAAAAAGAGGUGUUCAUUCGGGAGAUCAUCUCGAAUUCUUCAGAUGCAUUAGAGAAAUUACGUCAUCAGCAGUUGGUCGGUGAAGACAUUUCUGACCCUGAGCUGCCUUUCGAGAUUCAUCUAACGACUGACGAAGAUAAGCACACAUUUACAAUACAAGACUAUGGUAUUGGCAUGGAGAAAGAUGAACUAAUUGCAAACUUAGGUACUAUUGCUCGAUCUGGAUCGCGAGAGUUCGUCAAGAACCUCCAGGGUGACGACUCAGGCUCGUCAGCAACAGACAGCAUCAUUGGUCAGUUCGGUGUUGGGUUUUACUCAGCCUUUAUGGUUGGAUCAAAGAUAGAUGUUUACAGCAAGUCAUGCAAGCCUAAUAGCGUUGGUUAUUUCUGGACUUCUGAUGGCUCGGGAAGCUAUGAAAUAGCUCAAGCCGAAGGUGUAUCUCGUGGAACCAAGAUAAUUAUCCAUCUGAAAAAAGAGGACACACGAUUCUCAAUCAAAUCUGUUGUAGAAGAUGUUGUCAAGAAAUAUAGCAAUUUCGUCGGAUUCCCAAUAUUCCUAAACGGCUCAAGAAUGAAUGCUGUUCAGGCACUAUGGCUGUCUGAAGAAAGGAAUAUUUCAAAUGAAGAUCACGAGAAAUUCUAUCAAUUUAUCACCAAUACCUCGGAUACCCCAAGGUAUCACAUCGUGUACAAAACUGAUGCUCCCUUGAAUAUUAGAUCGCUGUUCUAUGUACCUACAACAUCGCCAGAACUUUUCGGAUUCGGCAAAAUGGAAAAUAACGUUAGUUUGUACUCAAGGAAAGUGCUUAUUCAAGCUAAAGCUGAAAAUCUACUUCCUGGAUGGCUUCGGUUUAUGAAGGGCGUCGUUGACAGUGAAGAUAUUCCAUUGAAUCUAAGCAGAGAAUUGUUGCAAGAUAGCGCACUUAUAAAGAAACUAGCCUCGGUUGUCAGCUCUAAGCUAACCAGAUUCUUUCAGGAUCAAAUGAAGAAGGACUAUGUCAAGUAUGAGAAAUUCUUUAAGGAUUAUGGAAUCUUCAUAAGGGAAGGCGUGGUGUCUUCAGAAAAUCAACAGGAAAGAGAGGAAAUUGCUAAGCUACUCAGAUUUGAGUCUUCUAAAGAAAAGCCAGGCUUUCAAAAGACUUUAACACAGUAUGUGAAGGACAUGAAGCCGGACCAGAAAGGCAUAUUCUAUCUUUGCAUUCCAAGUCGAGAACUUGCAGAAUCGUCGCCAUAUUUUGAGGCUUUAAAAAGCGAUGAUGUGGAGGUGCUUUUCACUUACAACGAGCAUGACGACGUCGUUCUUCAUCAGCUGAAAGAAUUUAACAAGAAGCCUUUGACGUCAGCUGAAAAUUAUCUUACAAAUGCUGGCUCAAGCACAUCAAAAGAAAAUGAAGCAGUUCAAGAUGAACAGCGUCUCUCGGAGAAAGAAAGCAAAGAACUUGUGAAAUGGCUGGAAAGUACAUUGGGUAAAGAGAAAGUAUUCAAUGUCAAAGUAUCUGAGAGGCUAGCCUCCCAUCCGGCAAUGAUCACCGUGCCUGACAUGGCCGCUGCAAGGCGAUGGCUGAAGUUUAUAAAAACUGGUCCAAAUGCCGACUUGCAAAAGAUCAGAUACGACGUGUUACAAGCAACACUAGAAAUCAAUCCAAGCCACGAGAUUAUAAAAUCGAUGGACGCCUUGAAAACUAAAGAUCCAACUGUUGCAUCACUUCUGGCAAACCAGGUAUUCGACAAUGCACUGAUCGUGGCUGGCCUGUUGGAUGAUCCAAGAGAGAUGGUCGGUAGACUUAAUACAUUGCUAAGCAAAACGCUUGAGAAAUUGAACGAUGGUGAAAAGCAAGACAGUGCCAGCUAAAUGUGACAGUGACGUAAUUAGAAAAUACAAUGUUGCUUAUUAUGAAUUGCAAAUGCAGACUUUUUUA
Molecule: messenger RNA, 5584 nt
Organism: Rhopilema esculentum
Lineage: Eukaryota; Metazoa; Cnidaria; Scyphozoa; Rhizostomeae; Rhizostomatidae
Product: heat shock protein 75 kDa, mitochondrial
Biological process (GO): protein folding
Molecular function (GO): ATP hydrolysis activity; ATP-dependent protein folding chaperone; ATP binding
Source: RefSeq, a predicted model, not a curated record